ACUAAAACGCCUAUAGCUGGUAGGAUCUCGCCACAGCCACAAAAUGGAAGCCGUCGCAAAGCAUGACUUUAACGCCACAGCGGAUGAUGAGCUGAGCUUCAGAAAGAGCCAAGUUUUAAAGAUUUUAAAUAUGGAAGAUGACAUGAACUGGUACCGGGCAGAGCUAGAUGGCAAGGAAGGGCUGAUACCUAGCAAUUACAUAGAAAUGAAAAAUCACGAUUGGUACUACGGGCGCAUCACACGGGCGGACGCGGAAAAGCUGCUAUCGAACAAACACGAGGGAGCAUUUCUGAUACGGAUCAGUGAAUCGAGCCCCGGUGACUUUAGCCUGUCGGUCAAGUGCUCCGACGGUGUGCAACACUUCAAGGUGCUGCGCGAUGCACAGGGCAAGUUCUUCCUCUGGGUGGUGAAGUUCAACUCACUGAACGAGCUGGUCGACUACCACCGCACCGCUAGUGUGUCUCGAUCGCAAGACGUUAAAUUGCGCGAUAUGGUGCCAGAAGAGAUGUUGGUGCAGGCUUUGUACGACUUUGUAGCGCAAGAAUCCGGCGAACUGGACUUCCGACGAGGGGACGUCAUCACGGUGACGGAUCGUUCCGAUGAGCAUUGGUGGAAUGGCGAGAUUGGCAACCGGAAAGGACUGUUUCCAGCAAUAUACGUAGCACCGUACCAUUCAUAAAA
Anopheles maculipalpis is the source of this 681-nucleotide messenger RNA. RefSeq names its product growth factor receptor-bound protein 2 (gene drk). NCBI's taxonomy places the organism in Eukaryota, Metazoa, Arthropoda, Insecta, Diptera, Culicidae. The record is from RefSeq and is a predicted model, not a curated record. The coding region runs from base 44 to 679 and encodes 211 amino acids. Gene Ontology annotation, molecular function: protein binding. The transcript is spliced from 4 exons.